Messenger RNA from Stegastes partitus (bicolor damselfish), 1452 nucleotides. It is a transcript of the gene gipr, whose product is annotated as gastric inhibitory polypeptide receptor. The transcript has 14 exons. Gene Ontology annotation, molecular function: peptide hormone binding; G protein-coupled peptide receptor activity; gastric inhibitory peptide receptor activity. The record is from RefSeq and is a predicted model, not a curated record. Lineage: Eukaryota; Metazoa; Chordata; Actinopteri; Pomacentridae. Gene Ontology annotation, biological process: cell surface receptor signaling pathway; adenylate cyclase-modulating G protein-coupled receptor signaling pathway. Bases 1 to 1452 code for a protein of 483 amino acids. Gene Ontology annotation, cellular component: plasma membrane.
AUGAAGGCCUCUCACACGCUCCUCAUCCUCUUCCUCCUCUGCAGGAGUUUGACUGUGUCAGGAAAGACAACGGAGGAAAUGCUGGAGGACUGGAACCGCUACAGAAAUGAAUGUCAGCUCAAGAUGAGAGCAGAACCGAGGCCCAAAGGAGUGUUUUGCAGUCGAAUGUUUGACAGCUACGCUUGCUGGUCAGAUGGACAGCCCAACUCCACAGUUAAGGUGCCCUGCCCCUGGUAUCUGCCGUGGUACGACAGAGUGCACAGUGGCUUUGUGUUGCGGGAGUGCGGCCCUGACGGUCAGUGGGCCACCAGCAACUCCAGUCGCACCUGGAGGGACCACUCUGAGUGCGAUGCUGAAAACCACCAACAGGAGGCUCAAGAGAAGCGGAUGGUGACUCUAGCCUACUUCAAAGUCAUGUACACAGUGGGUUACUGUGCUAGUCUGGCCAGUCUCUCUCUGGCUCUGAUUAUUCUGCUAUUCUUCAGUAAGCUGCGCUGCACCAGAAACUACAUCCACACCAACUUGUUUGCAUCGUUCAUUCUGCGAGCUGCCUCCAUCCUGACCAGAGACACACUCCUGAGCAGAAACCCUCCUGAGUUCGGAGACAACAGGGACGUCUAUGAAGUACUGAGUAACCAGACGGUGUCCGGCUGCCGAGUGGCUCAGGUGCUGAUGCAGUACUGUGUGGGGACCAACUACUUCUGGCUGCUGGUGGAGGGCCUGUAUCUGCACAACCUGCUGGUGCUGGUGUCGUUCUCCGAAAACCGUUACUUCUGUGGAUACCUCCUCUUCGGCUGGGGUACCCCAGUGCUAUUUGUCGUUCCUUGGAUUAUUGUACGUUACCUGUUUGACAACACAAGCUGCUGGGAGAUAAAUGCAAAUCUGGCGCAUUGGUGGAUCAUUCACAUCCCCAUCCAGCUCACCAUUAUGGUGAACUUCUUUUUCUUCAUCCGUAUCAUCCACAUCCUUGUAUCCAAACUGAAAGCCCAUCAGAUGAGAUAUACAGACUACAAAUUCAGGCUGGCCAAAUCCACCCUGACCCUGAUUCCUCUGCUGGGGAUCCAUGAAGUUGUGUUUGCAGUGUUGACAGAGGAGCACACAGAGGGAGUCCUUCACGACAUCAACCUCUUCUUCCAGCUAUUCUUCAACUCUUUCCAGGGUUUAUUUGUAGCCAUCCUCUAUUGCUUUGUCAACAAGGAGGUGCAAGCAGAGAUAAAGAGGACAUGGCAGAGGUGGAAGCUGGGGCUGACUAACCUGGAUGACCUGAGGAACACUGGCAGCAACACAGCACAGCCACCUGUCCAUUGCCAAGAGGUCAGCAACAUCUCUGCUGUGCCUCACACUCCUGCUCCUCCUCACCCUCAGCUUCCUGUUCCUCACCCCUACAUCCACCAACAAGGCCAGAUGGGAAACAGACCACUAGGGAACCAUUGCUACGUCCCUGUUCAUUGA